Nerophis lumbriciformis (worm pipefish) is the source of this 1698-nucleotide messenger RNA. It is a transcript of the gene aldh9a1a.1, whose product is annotated as aldehyde dehydrogenase 9 family, member A1a, tandem duplicate 1. The record is from RefSeq and is a predicted model, not a curated record. NCBI's taxonomy places the organism in Eukaryota, Metazoa, Chordata, Actinopteri, Syngnathiformes, Syngnathidae. Gene Ontology annotation, molecular function: oxidoreductase activity, acting on the aldehyde or oxo group of donors, NAD or NADP as acceptor.
ACAAGACAACGGUUUUUUUCCCCGCUUCGCUCGAGGUUUAUUCCAGAAAGUUCCACCCUGACCACAACAUGGCCCAGUCCGUCCUCGACGCCAUGCCCGCCGCCUCCACCGGAACCCUGGUCUUCACCGGCCCGCUCAACUUCUGGGGCGGAAGGCGCGAGGCAGCCCGGGAAGGCGCACCCUCGGAGGCCGUCUACGAGCCCGCCACCGGCCGCGUGCUGUGUCACAUGACCCCCUGCGGCGAGGAGGACGUGGACGCGGCCAUCAGGAGCGCCCGGGCCGCCUACCUGCAGUGGAGCCAGCUGGCGGGCAUGGAGAGAGCGCGGGUCAUGCUGGAGGCCGCUCGCAUCAUCAGAGAGCGCCGGGAGAAGAUCGCCAAGGUGGAGGUGGUCAACAACGGGAAGUCCAUCACUGAAGCGCUGGUGGAUGUGGACGUGGCCUGGCAGUGCCUGGAGUACUACGCCGGCCUGGCGGGAACGCUGUCAGGCCAGCACAUCCAGCUUCCCGGUGGAGCGUUUGCGUACACCAGAAGGGAGCCUCUGGGCGUGUGCGCGGGCAUCGGCGCCUGGAACUACCCCUUCCAGAUCGCGGCCUGGAAGUCCGCUCCUGCGCUGGCGUGCGGCAACGCCAUGGUGUUCAAGCCCUCUCCCAUGACCCCCGUCACCGCCGUCAUACUGGCGGAGAUCUACAAGGAGGCCGGCGUUCCCGACGGGCUCUUCUGUGUGGUACAAGGCGGCGCCGAGACCGGCACCUUGCUGUGCCGUCACCCGGCGAUCGCCAAGGUUUCCUUUACGGGCAGCGUGCCCACAGGGAAGAAGGUGAUGGAAAUGUCCGCCAAGACGGUGAAGCAGGUGACGCUGGAGCUGGGCGGGAAGUCGCCGCUCAUCAUCUUCAAAGACUGCGAGCUGGAGAACGCGGUGAAGGGCGCGCUGAUGGCCAACUUCCUCACGCAGGGACAGGUGUGCUGCAACGGCACCAGGGUCUUUGUUCAGAGGGACGUCAUGCCGCAGUUCCUGGAGCAGGUGGUCAAGAGGACCAAGGCCAUCGCCAUCGGGGACCCUCUGCUGGACGGAACGCGCAUGGGAGCGCUGAUCAGCAAGCCCCAACUGGAGAAGGUUCUAGGUUUUGUCAGUCAAGCCAAGAAGGAGGGCGCCAAAGUGCUUUGUGGUGGAGACAUGUUUGUCCCCAGCGAUCCCAAACUGAAAGCUGGCUAUUUCAUGUCGCCCUGCAUACUCGACGACUGCAGGGACGACAUGACCUGCGUCAAGGAGGAGAUCUUCGGCCCCGUCAUGUCCGUCCUGCCGUUCGACACCGAGGAGGAGGUCCUGCAGCGGGCCAACAACACCACCUUUGGACUGGCCUCCGGCGUCUUCACCAGAGACAUCUCAAGAGCUCACCGAGUGGCCAGCAAGCUGGAGGCGGGAACGUGCUUCAUCAACAACUACAACAUCAGCCCGGUGGAGGUGCCCUUCGGCGGUUACAAGAUGUCAGGUUUCGGCCGUGAGAACGGUCAGGUGACCAUCGAGUACUACUCCCAGUUGAAGACUGUGGUGGUGGAAAUGGGCGAUGUGGAGAGUCUCUUCUGAGGGGCUUUUGCUGAUUUUAUUUGCACGAAAAUCUGCUCCACAGACGCCUUGACAUCCGGAUGGUUUUUUUUGAGCUUCCAUUUCUUAUGAAGUAAAAAUGAAGUCAACCAUC